This is a messenger RNA of Symbiodinium sp. CCMP2592, 2790 nucleotides long. NCBI's taxonomy places the organism in Eukaryota, Dinophyceae, Suessiales, Symbiodiniaceae. The record is from the annotation of a GenBank genome assembly.
AUGCUAGGUGAUGCUGGGUCGAUCCCUUCGACUUCUUCGAAAAGUGCUGUGGGUGCCACUGCUACGAAUGCCGCCCCUGCUCCUGACUCCAGCUCUCCGAAGAACAAACCCAGGGCAGGUGCCAAAGCAGGCAGCCGAGGCGCUAGAGCGAAGGAGAUCCAGGCACCUGUGCAGGCUAAGAGGACGUCCACACCUCCUCCGAAGAAGAGUGCAUCGCCUUUAGCUAGCAACCCCAAGAAGGACUUGUCCGGUGAGUUUGCCAAAGCUGCUGGUGAUCCCUCUCCUGCUCUGUUGGAUACUCUCGAGGAGACCCAGCUGGAGGAGACCCUUGGCAACCAGCAGCCCGAGAAGCCUGCUAAGUGCCACGACUUUUCGCAAAUGCCAAGUGCAACUCAUGCAUCCCCGGCCCCAAACAACGCUCCCGAGAAUGACGAAAGGCCUGACUCCAACCCCCGUGCCAAGACCCAGGACUUGUCUGCGAAGCCUAAGGAAUCCCAAGGCAAUGGGUCCCAGGAAGCUACCAAGCUCUCCCCUGUUGCUUCGACCCCUGGUGUUCCCAAGCAUGACGAAGCCCCUCACACGAAGCCCGAGAAUGUGGAUGAGGCCAAGUCGGCCGAGCCUAAGGAAUCCCGAGGCAAUGGCCAGGAAGCUACAAAGCUCUCCCCUGUUCCCCCUGGUCCCAAGCAGAACAAUGCACCUGCAAAGCAUCCGGAUGCCGUCACUGGAGAAGCACGUCAGCCAAGACAUGUGGAUACACAGGACACCAUCAACCUGUUCCGUGGGGACUCUGUGGUGUCGGACUUUCAGGAUGCUUUGGCUUCGGGUAAGCUCACAGACCCCGUGUUGGACAUGGCACACACUCUCCAAGCGCAAGGCGCCCUGGAGAUGCACAUCCCAGAGCAGGGCACCUGCCUCGACAUGCAGAAGAGCCCGGGCAAGCUUUGGGUUUACCGGAACGGUGAUGAGGCUGCUGAUUCGGGGAGGGCCUUCGAAGUUCUCAAGUGGACUCGCAUGGUUGCUGCCAAGUGCAAUGGGGCUUUCGAGGCUCAGGACUCUGCACACGGAGCAUUAGCCAGGGCCCUUCACGACUCGUGUCUUUGCAUGCUGAGCUUGCAGAGUGAGUACGAGGAAGCCAAGGCCCAGUUCUCGAGGUACAGCGGGAUCAUCCUAUCAGUGGGUGCUACCAAGAAACAGAAGGAAAAAGACAAGAACCAUACUCCGGAGGUUUUGACAAGCAAGUUUGAACAGAUCGACAAUUGGGUUACUCAGAAGCUUGAUGAGAAGGACCUCUGUCGGCAGGAGGUGUGCAAGAAGCUGGACGAGCAUAUUGCUACCUUCAGUGAGGUGUUAGUGAAACUUCUUGAGAAUACCGAGUCCGAGUACAAGAGCACUACCACCAGUAGCCUGCCCGAAGAUGACGAGGCUGCUUUGUGUAUGGAGCUGGACAAUCAGCUCAACAUGCACAUGCACGAGGUUGCUGCACCUGCUGCUUCGGAGGUUGCCAGCACAAGGGCACUUGCCUCGCCGGUUCCGGGCUCGGAGCGUCGCCCUGCACCAGCCACGACUUCCUGGCAGCAGCAGGGCAUGAGGGCUGCAAUGCAACGAAUGGAUACAUCGGAGCUUGCUGCGAUGCCCCUGAAGAUCCAACCGGAGAUCAAAGAGGGCCCCAAGAUCGAACCAGUGAUGCAAGAGGCUGCGCCGACACAGGUUGCACUUGUUCCACCAGCUCCACCGUUGCAAAAAAUGAAGGCCGAGCCUGAGUUUGCAUCGGAGGAGGAUCGCCAGGAAUGGGAGGAGAAGCAGGCCAAAAGGUUGAAGCACAAUGCCCGGGUUCGCUUCGACAGUCCUGACUGUCCACAGAUUGUCCUGGACAAGCUGCAGGAGUGGCUAGCUGCCGGUGAAGAUUGGGCCAACACCCAGUUAGUCAUCGAGGCAACGCGAGUGAACGAGGAGAAGUUCAAAGCCAAGGAAAAGAUGCGAUCCUACAAGUCGCUAUGUGACGAGUAUGGCAAGAAAACAGCGGAUAGCAUUCGGACGAAGAAAUAUGCAAAGGAGAAGGCCUGGGAACUCUUCCGAGUCUUUGACACGAUCGAGUUCGAAUUCAACGAGAACAACACGACCAGUGCUGCAUUCCACUCGGAAGGCAGCAUAUCGUCCCAGGCUGCAGGGCCCAUCUUGAUGCCGAACAAUGCAGGUGCCACUGCAGGCGGUGGUGCGGACCUCCUGAAAUCUUUCGGGAAGUCCCAGUCCGCCGAGUCGUUGACAAAUCCUCCGGGAACCACGAACCAGAACCCACGGAAGACAGGUAAGGUGAACGAGUAUUCUUUCGCAAAGAAAGUCAAUGCGAAGAUACAGGCUAUGGCUGGGAAGCUCACCGAUAUCAUAGUGUGGUCUACCAAGUUGUCGGAAUCGUCACAAAAGGCGAAGGACAACUACCAGGAGGAGCUGGACAGCCACAAGAAUGUGUUCGGUCGCAUCAAAGGUGAACUCGAAGGUUUGUACAGCAUACACAACAACACAAAGGAUGUGGACAUGCCCGAAACCACGAAAGGCGAGAUUCAGGGCUUGCUAGAUCGUGCAGAUGCAGCCACGACGACAUUUACCGGGGCCAUGAAGCCUCUGAAGCUGACCCUGGAGCCUUUCCGGCACAUAGAGCUCUGCAAGUUCAUGAGUAUGUAUGUACAUGUAUACAGUAACUGUACAUGUCUAGCGCUGAGAAGCCAAUCAGACACAUGUACAUGUGGGCUGUGUGUGUGUGUGUGUGCAUGUGUGUGUGUGUUCGUGCCAUAG